This is a messenger RNA of Syzygium oleosum, 3880 nucleotides long. RefSeq names its product lethal(2) giant larvae protein homolog SRO77-like. The transcript has 24 exons. The record is from RefSeq and is a predicted model, not a curated record. NCBI's taxonomy places the organism in Eukaryota, Viridiplantae, Streptophyta, Magnoliopsida, Myrtales, Myrtaceae. Gene Ontology annotation, molecular function: syntaxin binding; myosin II binding; GTPase activator activity. Bases 192 to 3650 code for a protein of 1152 amino acids. Gene Ontology annotation, biological process: regulation of exocytosis. Gene Ontology annotation, cellular component: cytoplasm; plasma membrane.
GCAAAACCACCGUCGUCAAAAUUCUCCCAUCAGAUGAUCACCGAUCGUAAUCAUCCGCGCCUGCGCACCUUGGGCGAAAACGGAUUUUCUCCAGCUUCGAAUUGAGCAAAACGGAAAAGCCAGACCUUUUUGGCCCUCGUUCUUCCGGCGAUUCGCAGGGGAGGGGGGCGGCGACGGAGCUCUGAUUCGCCAUGUUCGCCAAGCGGUUGUUGCAGAAGGCCGCGCAGCAGCUUCAGCAGCAGCAGCAGCAGCUGCAUCAGCAGCUGCACCAGCAGCAUCGGCGCCGCAGCGAUCACGGAGAAGAAGAGCCAGAGACGCAAGCUCCUCAGAUUAAUGUGCCACUCGGAGGCUUGACAUCUAUGGAUUUGGAUCCUCGUGUUACAGUUCACUAUGGCAUUCCUUCUACUUCAUCUAUUAUGGCUCUCGAUCCCAUUCAGAGCCUUUUGGCAAUAGGAACUUUGGAUGGUCGGAUCAAAGUGAUUGGGGGUGAUAAUAUGGAAGCUUUAUUUGUAUCUGCAAAGCAGUUGCCAUUUAAGCACUUAGAGUUCCUGCAAAAUCAAGGUUUCCUAGUCAGUAUAUCCACUGACAACGACAUACAGGUUUGGGACAUAAAGUAUAGGAAUGUUGCUUGUACUUUACAGUGGGAAUCAAAUAUAACUGCCUUUUCAGUGAUUCGGGGGACUGGAUACAUGUAUAUUGGGGAUGAGAACGGUAUGGUGUUUGUGCUACAAUGUAAUGCAGGCCAAAGACAGAUUGUUCAACUUCCUUACCUUAUUCCAGCAGAUUCAGUCGCCGAAGCAGCUGCAAUUUCUGUGCCUCAUCAUCAGUCUGUUGUGGGGGUUCUUACACAACCUCGUUCCCUAGGAAAUAGGCUGUUAAUUGCAUAUGACAAUGGGUUGAUUGUACUCUGGGAUAUUUCUGCAAAUCAGGCUGUCUUAGUGAGAGGCCAAAAAGAUCUCCAAUUGAAAGAGGAAACAGUGAUCACCUUGCCAAAAGUAGCAAGAAAUGAGCUUUCCGAGGAUAUCUCUGACAGUGAACAGAUGGACAAAGAGAUAAGCUCUCUUUGUUGGCUCUCUGCGGAUGGGUCUGUUCUGGCUGUUGGUUAUGUCGAUGGGGAUAUAUUGUUGUGGAACAUGUCUACAGCUGUCUCCAGAAAUCAGCAUGGUGGAAAAGUGUCUAAUGAUGUUGUUAAGCUUCAGAUAGCAUCUGGUGACAGAAGACUUCCGGUCAUUGUGUUACACUGGUCUGCCAGUAGAUCUCGGAAUGGUCAUGGCGGCCAACUUUUUGUCUAUGGCGGUGAUGAAAUCGGUUCAGAAGAAGUGUUGACGAUUCUGAGUCUUAAAUGGGCUUCUGGGAUUGAAGAAGUGAAAUGCAUUGGCCGUGUGGACCUCAGGCUUAAUGGUUCUUAUGCUGAUAUGGUGUUGUUACCUACUUCAAGUCCAAUUGGUGGAUUUUACACUGUGUCCCUCAUUGUAUUAACGAAUCCAGGACAACUGCAUGUCUAUGAUGAAGGCUGUCUCUCUGCCUUAAUGUCUCAGCAGGACACAAAAGCUACUGUUUCUCCAUUGCCAUAUCCAAUGGUCAUACCUACUGUGGAACCACAAAUGACUGUGAGUCACCUUGGUUUUGUACAUGCUGAUGGGACGUUUUCUGGAGAUUUUUCAAAGAUAGUUGCAGCUGCAAAACAUCACCUGAAGAACAAUGUUCCAACCGGCCAUACUGAGUGGCCUUUAACCGGCGGGGUCCCUAGUCGACUUCGCCUUUCAGAAGUGAAUCAAGUUGAGAGGAUCUAUGUAGCAGGUUAUCGAGAUGGAUCGGUUCGAAUGUGGGACGCAACAUGUCCAACUCUGUCACCGAUCUAUGUUCUAGAUCCGCGGGUGCAAGAUAUCAUGAUUUCGGGUGCAAAUGCAGCAGUGUCUGCCAUAGAUUUUUGCUCAACCACUUUAAGUUUGGCUGUCGGAAAUGAGUGCGGUCUUGUUUUUCUGUACAAGUUGAUUAAUAGUUCAGAAGAAACAACCCUGCACAUUGUGACAGAAACAGAGAAUAAAGUUCAAAAUUUAGUCCAAGAGGAUGGGCCACAGUGCAUAGCUAUAUUUUCUUUGCUCAAUUCUCCCAUUGGCACUCUAAAAUUUGGAAAUUCUGGAACCAAGCUUGUUGUUGGAUCUGAAUGUGGCCAGGUGGCAGUGUUUGAUGCUAGUACUAUGUCAGUUCUGUAUGUCACGGACAGGGCAUCAGACUCAAGUUCCCCAGUCAUUUCUCUAGUUGUGAGUUCGUUUGCAGAAUGUAGCAAUUUGGUAAAUGGUCCAAGUGAAUCUGAAUGCGGAGGUCUAAGAAAUCCUGAAGAGCCACCAAUAUUCAUAUUGACUAAAAAUGCCCAUGUUGCAAUCUUGGAUAGUUCCAACGGUGAUAUCAUCGGCUCUCAGUCCUUCCACUCUGGAAAUAACCACACUGCUAUAUCUCUGCAUAUAAUAGAAAGCAGUGAUCUUGUUUCUGAGGUCUCUCUUGACUCUCAUCCGGUGAACUUGUCAGAGGAAGGUGAAGCCAAAGAGGGAAAUGCCGGUUCUAAGUUUGACCAGGGAAGUAAUCCCCUAAUAUCUGAAUCAGCGGCCUGCUCUCAAGCUACCCCUCUUGGACUGGGACCAAAAUUGUUUGUUUUACUCUGCUGUGAAGAUAUGAUAAGCUUACAUCCUUUGACAUCUGCUACUGAGAUUGACAAUAACUUCAUUCAACAAGUCAACCUCGUAAAACCAUGUUGUUGGACAACAGUCCUGAAAAUAGAUGAGAAGGAUUCUGGAUUAGUAAUAGUUUAUCAGACUGGAGACAUUGAAAUAAGGUCUUUGUUAACUUUGGAAGUGGUGGCAGAAAGCUCUUUGAUGUCCAUUCUGAGGUGGAACUUUAAGACCAACAUGGAUAAAAUGAUGUCCCCCUGUGGCAAUGGGAAAAUUGCCCUGGUCAACGGUUGUGAGUUUGCAUUCAUAUCUUUAUCAGCCCAUGAAAAUGACUGGAGGAUUCCUGAUUCCUUGCCUUGCCUCCAUGACGAAGUCGUCGCAGCUGCUGUAGGUGCAAGCACAAAUUUGUCUCCAAAUGAGAAGAAACUGCAGCUGCAGGAAACUGCCGGUCAGGGGGCUUCUGGCGGAAUCAUCAAGGGCUUCAAAGCGGGUGAAGUUGACGAUAAUUCGUAUUUUAGUGAAGCGGGUUCAAAUAAUCCUUCGCUUCUCGAAAGCAUAUUUUCUGAGCCUCUAAUGUUGAAGACUUCCAUUCCAAAUCCAACCGAUCAUGAUGAAGUCAUUGAGCUUAGUAUAGAUGAUAUUGAAAUUGAUGAACCUGUGACUGUCUCAUCAUCAUCUCAUCAAACCAAGCAUGAUGAAAGUGAAAGAAAGGGGGAGAGGGAAAGAUUAUUUGAGGGUGCUAGUACUGAUACAAACCCAAGACCCAGAACUCGUGAAGAAAUUAUUGCCAAAUAUAGGAAAACAGGGGAUGCCUCUUCAGCAGCAUCACAAGCUCGGGAUAAACUUGUCCAACGCCAAGAGAAACUUGAGAGGAUUAGCAGACGAACUGAAGAGCUGCAGAGUGGAGCUGAAGACUUUGCCUCCAUGGCGAGUGAACUCGCAAAGAGAAUGGAAAACCGCAAAUGGUGGAAUAUGUUCUAAAUGGCGGAGUAUUAAUUUUUGUUUUGCACCAACCGAUACCUACUGCAAUCUUAGUUGUCCUGGACUUUUUUUUUUUUUAUAGCCAGCACGUGCGAAGCCGUAUUGUUUAUAGGCACUACAGUUUCCCUCCAUGCAUGUACAGUAUAAGAACACAAACAGGGGGAAACGGGGAAUAACUUUGGUUAAAGUAUGUCAUUUAUGAAAUCCUUGCAUCAAUAAAAAAAGAGGAU